AUGGCAGAAGGCAAUGUGCAGAACAUGUAUCGGGGAGCUGGUGGAGGAAGAGACAUCCAGCAAUAUAAGGAUUUGUUUUCCUCAGUGCGAGAACCCCAGCAAUCCCCACCCAGCCCAAAAGCCUCCACCUCUAAAGAGUUUGAAGAUUCAGGGGAUGAAGGGACUAGUACUCUUCGCUCAGAUUCAGAUGAGGCGGGAGAGGAUAGCAGAAGUUCCAGAUACAAAGUCUCUUUAGACGAAGUGGACGAUCUUCUGAGUGCAAUUCAUACUACACUUGAAAUUCAAGAAGAAAAGAUGCUGAAGGGUCGUCAUGUACAAAUCUUGUCAGACAACACAACAGCAGCAGCCUAUGUGACCAAACAAGGUGGGACCAGGAGCCAAGGGGAUGGGAGUAAUGCAAUAUGGAAAGUGUACAAACAGAAGCUUUUACUUACAGAGAUUAGGAAAUCUCCUUUAAAGCCACAUGGGAAAGGGAGCAAGCGAAAACAAGAUGACAUUGAGGUCGAAGAGGAGUAUCACAGUUGGGUAACCUUUAUGGCUGAAGACCUACCAGAUGAGGAUCAAGAGGAUGACCCUACAUAUGAGCCCAGUAAGUUUUCCAACUCUGACAGUGAAGAAAACCGAUCCAAAAAUGACACUGAAAGUGAUUUGGAAGUAGAAGAGAAGGAUGGCAUGUUGAUGCUGAAGGAAUCUACACAAGACCCACCAGCCAAUGAGGCACAAAUACAAAAUGGAGAAAUUGAGCCAAUCAAUGAAGAGCAGAAAACUUCUGCAGAAUGAUCUACUAAACAAAUCCAGCUGUGGCGUGCCUUAAACCUAAUCUGCUUGGCCAUGACUUGCUACCUGUAACUUUGCUACUAUGUUAAUAAAUAUUUUUCAAUUUA
Rana temporaria (common frog) is the source of this 884-nucleotide messenger RNA. RefSeq lists its product as uncharacterized. The transcript is spliced from 6 exons. The record is from RefSeq and is a predicted model, not a curated record. Bases 1 to 780 code for a protein of 259 amino acids. NCBI's taxonomy places the organism in Eukaryota, Metazoa, Chordata, Amphibia, Anura, Ranidae.